AUGCUGUGUGGCUGUGACCUAUGGGUGUCAAAAGUGAAAAUAUGGGGAAAGAUCGGGGUCCCUGAUGUCAGUGAGAAGUUAAAUGAAUGGACCGAAGAGAGCCUCUGGUUUCUGAGUAGAGCCAGGGUUAGAGAGGACUACCCGCAAGUGCAGAUCCUGCGCGCGCUCCGCCAGCGCUGCUCGGAGCAGGACGUGCGCUUCCGGGCUGUGUUCCUGGACCAGAUCGCUGUCACUGUCGUCGGCGGCCACUUAGGCCUGCAGCUGAGCCAGAAACCCCUGACUACAUUCCCCGAUGUGGUGGUUGUACGACUGUCCACUCCCUCUGUCCAGUCAGAUAGUGAAAUCACCAUCCUGAGGCACCUGGAGAAGCUGGGCUGCCGCUUGAUCAACCGUCCUCAAAGCAUCUUAAACUGUAUCAACAAGUUUUGGACAUUCCAAGAGCUGGCUGGACAUGGGGUCCCCAUGCCAGACACCUUCUCCUAUGGUGGGCAUGAAGACUUUUCUAAAAUGAUUGAUGAAGCAGAGCCCCUGGGCUACCCAGUGGUGGUGAAGAGCACACGGGGACACCGGGGAAAAGCUGUUUUCCUGGCUAGAGACAAGCAUCACCUCUCUGACAUCUGCCACCUGGUCCGCCAUGACGUGCCCUACCUGUUCCAGAAGUAUGUGAAGGAGUCACAUGGGAAGGACAUCCGGGUGGUGGUGGUGGGUGGCCAGGUGAUCGGCUCCAUGCUGCGAUGCUCCACAGAUGGCCGCAUGCAAAGCAACUGCUUCCUAGGUGGUGUGGGCGUCAAGUGUCCACUGACAGAGCAAGGCAAGCAGCUGGCUAUCCAGGUAUCCAACAUCCUGGGCAUGGAUUUCUGUGGUAUUGACCUUCUCAUCAUGGAUGAUGGCUCCUUCGUGGUGUGUGAGGCAAACGCCAAUGUCGGCUUCCUAGCCUUCGACCAGGCAUGCAACUUAGAUGUGGGGGCAAUCAUUGCAGACUAUGCCAUGUCCUUACUGCCCAACAGGCAGACGGGGAAGACGGCCAUCCUCCCGGGACUGUCAAGUCCCAGGGAAAAGAAUGAGCCAAGUGGUUGUGCUUCAGCUCAGGUGGUUGAGAAUGUCUAUGCCAUCAACAAUGGGUCUACCUCUAGUGAGAGUGAGCCUGAACUGGCAGAGGUCCGGGAUUCCUCAGCAAAAACGAUGGUGGGGAUCCCACCUCCCCAAUUGCCCGAACCUGGUUACAACAUUAACAGGAUUGCUUCAGAACUCCGGUGA
Messenger RNA from Cricetulus griseus (Chinese hamster), 1257 nucleotides. The record is from RefSeq and is a predicted model, not a curated record. Lineage: Eukaryota; Metazoa; Chordata; Mammalia; Rodentia; Cricetidae.